AUGCAGGCCGCAGACACAUCCUCUGCCAUCAACGCAGAGGCCGGAGGAGGGCCCAAAACACUGCGGCACAAGACUCUCUCCGCCUACUACGACCAUCUCCUCACCCUCGAGCACCUCCUUGUCGGCGUCGAAGGCCUUCUCUUCCACUCUGAUCCUGCCGAGUACCGUGAGCUACUGGAACACACCAUCUGUGCGCCGCGUGGGGAUAAGGCGCGUGUCUUCCCUGCAUAUGGUCCUACAGAUGGGACACAGCAAGAAGCGAUAGACCGCAUCUUGCAAGACUUUCGGGGCUCUGACGUGCUUCUUCUUGGUAGCCGAAACGCACCAAGUAACUAUUACAUGUCUAGUCGCUCCUCGGCGCACCUUUCCACAGGUGCACCGUCCACGGCUCUCCGCUCACUUCCUUGGAAGAUCCUUCGGUCUAGGCUCGGCGACUCGGGCUUCCGCCACCUGUUCCACACGUCCUCCAUCUUCCUCCCGCUCGGCAACAACUGCUACCAGCAACUAUGUGGUCCACCCAUCCACGACAUGUACGACCCCAAACGCCAUGUCAAGGCGCAGCAGCCGCCUGCCCCCGGCAAUCAGAAGCGAAAGCGUGACGACGAUGAGAAGGUAUUGGUCAAAGUAGACGGUGCUCGCAAAUUAGUCACCAAGAAGACGGGAAGCGGAUCUACUAUGGCCGGCCAUCUCGCUCGCCAAACGGCAAGAUCCAGUAUGGGCUUCCUCGUACUCGCUGCCGGCAGCUGCUUACCCACUCCCUCUGAGCAAGUAUGCUUGACGGUUAUCCUGGACAUGUUCCCCGCCAUGCGCAAUCACCGUGCCGUCCCCGGGGGGGACGUGCGAGACCGCGUGCGCGGUAACCCCAAGCGUGUGGGAAGCAUGGUUGGCGCCAUGGGAGAGUUGCUCGUCCGGCACGCGCGUCUCGACUAUGGUGCUCAUCUCCGACGGUGCUUGGAUAGACUGAAGGAUGUCCAACUUAACGCCUACCCGCCACUGGAGGGAGAAGACUCCAAGCCUCGUUUGGAAUGGAUAAAGAGUGUACGCCGCACCGACUCGGAGCUCAGUACCAAGGCUUCUUCCCGUGGCGGCAGCAUGCCUGCAGUUUCUCCGCCGUCGCCUGUUCUACAGCCGGUAUCGCCAAGUCAGGUCUGUCGCUUUCUUGGCUCAGUGUUGCGCAGCCUCCUCCCCAUUCAACGUAUUGGAGAGCACAACCUGCGGGUCAUUGUUCACAACUCGCGUAUCCUGGUCCGCGCCAAGAUGUACGAACAAAUCAGCGUCCACUCGCUGGUGCAAGGUCUGCGUAUAAACGAUUUUAUCUGGCUGUGCGUCGGUGACAGCCAGCGUGUCCCCCCACACGAGGCUGCCAAGCGCCGGCAGUUGGUUGAGCAGUUUAUCUACUGGCUAUUUGAUCAGUUUCUCAUUCCACUCCUUCAGGCGUCAUUCUAUGCCACCGAAACGGCCUCGACUCGUUACGAGACCGUCUAUUAUGCUCACGAUACUUGGCUCAACGCUACCGAGCCGCAUUUGAGAGAGCUCGAAGCCACCUUGUUGGAGGAACUGGACGAGCAGCAAGUGGCACUGAAGACGGCACUGGGUAUCUCUGCCGUGCGCCUCAUCCCCAAGCCGGUUGGCUUCAGACCCAUUGUCAACUUGGGCAAACGAAUGCGCAUUGCCAACAAGAGUGCCGCAGUGUCGUCGGCUCAGCUGACAACUGCCAACGAGGUGCUCCGUGGUGUCCACCAAAUCCUUACCUUUGAAAAGGCAAGUAGUAGGAAAAGAGAUUCCUUGGGUUCCUGCCUCUUUGGAACCAACGAGGUGUUUGCUCCUGUGCAGUCUCUCAAGCGCGAGUUGAUGGACAUUCACGAUGCCAUGCCGAGAGUAUACUUUGUCAAGAUGGACAUCAAGGCAGCGUUCGACACGAUCAAGCAAGACAAAGUGCUCGAGGUGGUGGCAGAGCUCUUGGACAAGAACAAUGACUACUGUCUCAUGCUCUACAGUCUCCUCCUCCCUCCAGCGAGCAAGGCAUCCCAAGGCUCCGCCCGGCGACUGUUCAAAACCCGCGCAACAAUCUCAGACCAUACCUUGGCCACCUUUGGCGAACACGCACAAGACAUGGCUGCGCCGCUGCGUAAUGCCGUCUUGGUGGAUCUCUUUCGACGCAAAGAGGUAACCCGUGAAGCGUGCAUGGAGCUGCUUCGUACGCACAUUCAACAGAACAUGUGGCAGGUGGGAGACAAGUGCUUCAGGCAAAAGACGGGAAUCCCACAAGGUUCCAAGAUCAGCUCGCUGCUGUGCUCGUUCUUCUACUCGGCGAUGGAGGCUGAGUACCUCUCAUGGACAAGACGACGCGGAACGCGCCUCCUCCGAUACAUUGACGACUUUCUACUCAUGACAGACGACUACAAUGUUGCUCGACGCUUCGUGACCGUCAUGUCGCGCGGCUUUCCUGAAUACGGCGCGUUCGUUUCGCCGUCCAAGACAUUGCUGUCGUUUGAGCUAGCGCCCGGUGGCCAUGCUGCACCGGUGGCGAGUUUAGGCGAGAACGGUGCAUGCCACUUUCCGUAUUGCGGUUUCCUGAUCAAUACCGAUACGCUGGACUUUAGCAUCGACCACGCGAGGCUCAUGGCUGGCCUCAUUCGCCCUCCGCUCGAACCGGCGGCGUGGUGGCAACUUUGUUGGGUGGCUGAGCAGACAACUCGAGAACCGCAACCAUGUUGCCUAUACCACAACGACAUCGACACAGUCUACCUGAACGUCUUCAUAAAUUUCGCUCUCACCGCAAUGAAGAUUCCCCACUACUUUGAAGGCAAGCCGUUAGAGUACAGACGCUCCAAGCUGGUUUACGACUGGCUCUGUCUUGCGGCAGAGUACACGUACAGCGCUGGCCGGGCUCGUGUCCGCCACGCAGCUCGUACGGCCGCGUCGGAACACUUUGGUGUGCCCAAGGGCGCCUUCCUGUUUAUCGCCAAAGCAGCCAUGUGUCGUGUACUCGCACGCAAGGCGUCACGGAUGGCCCACGUUAUGGACCUCCUGCAGCGUGACCUCGACAGCAGAGCGACUCGCGGCCUGCGACACUCCCUCGACGCAGUCGUUACGCAUGGGUGGUCAAUAGUCAAGAGUGCCAAGUUUUGA
Messenger RNA from Apiotrichum porosum, 3132 nucleotides. RefSeq lists its product as uncharacterized. Gene Ontology annotation, molecular function: telomerase RNA binding; telomeric repeat DNA binding. The record is from RefSeq and is a predicted model, not a curated record. NCBI's taxonomy places the organism in Eukaryota, Fungi, Basidiomycota, Tremellomycetes, Trichosporonales, Trichosporonaceae. The transcript is spliced from 24 exons. Bases 1 to 3132 code for a protein of 1043 amino acids. Gene Ontology annotation, cellular component: telomerase catalytic core complex. Gene Ontology annotation, biological process: telomere maintenance via telomerase.